AUGGCAAGGAGACGCAAACCAGUAACGCCGACGACUGAGGGCACAACUCCGGUGAACUCAACAAUGCAAAAUUUCACUCUAUUAACGUUUGGAAGCUUUCUACCACCUAAAUUCCAACUAAUUCUGGAAGAAAAGGAGCUAAGUGAGGACGAAGAAGGAAAUAGUAUGCAAUGGAACAGUAAAAUUGCUGUGACUGCAAAGGAAGCUCAGAAAUCUAAGGAACAACUGCCAACCAGUCCAAAACGACUUCAAUUCUCUGAGGGGGGAUCUUCACAGCCAUCCCCAGAUCUAGAACUAACAGAUAAGACAGAGAUGGCAAAGGAGCUGAGGAAGCAAAAUCGGAACUCUCAGAUGGGAAUGAAGCUGGAGUACAUUCAGCCAUGCCAUAGAGAUGGUAAGAUUGUCAUUCAAAUUGAGGAAAACGAUGUAAAUGAGCUACAGGAACAUUGGGCAACUGCUUUAAUUGGAUAUGUACUUGGGGACACUCUAUAUGAGAAAUCUAUGGAGAGUUAUGCUGAAUCAGUCUGGGAUUUUGUUACUAAACCUCAGAUCUUGUAUCAUCAAGAUGGAUAUUAUGUGUUUCGAUUCACAACGAUGGAGGAUAGAGAUGCAGUUAUGCAAGCUGGUCCCUAUUCAUACCAUAAUAAACCAUUUAUCUUACAGAACUGGGAGAGAGAUUUUUACUUUGAUCCCAAAUGCAUUACUACUAUCCCCUUGUGGAUUCACUUACCUAGUUUAUCAGCUGGAUACUGGACUGCUGAUGCACUAAGCAAGGUGGCAAGUGCAGUUGGAUUACCAUUGUAUACAGAUAAGUUCACAGCUAAAUUGAACAAAAUCUCCUAUGCUCGGGUGCUGGUGAAAGUUGAUAUUACAAAGCCAUUAGUGGAGGAGAUUGAGAUAGUUACCCCCACUGAAACCAGACAAUAG
Nicotiana attenuata is the source of this 927-nucleotide messenger RNA. RefSeq lists its product as uncharacterized. The transcript has a single exon. The record is from RefSeq and is a predicted model, not a curated record. Lineage: Eukaryota; Viridiplantae; Streptophyta; Magnoliopsida; Solanales; Solanaceae. The coding region runs from base 1 to 927 and encodes 308 amino acids.